Messenger RNA from Erythranthe guttata (spotted monkey flower), 1936 nucleotides. Lineage: Eukaryota; Viridiplantae; Streptophyta; Magnoliopsida; Lamiales; Phrymaceae. The record is from RefSeq and is a predicted model, not a curated record.
AAAAGAAAUAAUGACGUGGCAGUAAGCAACUCUAUUUAAAAGAAGAAAACACUAACGUCACUCAACUUGCCGUCACACAUCCCUAGGAUCUUCCACAUCGUACGGCUCAGGACAUGACCUUCACAUUCAUUCCGUCACCGACACUACAAACUUAAAUUCCCCCGUUUUCCCACUAUCCCAUUAAUAAACACACUGAUAGUCACCCUUCUUUUACAGCUCCAGAAAUUCAUUGUAAAUAAAAAAAGGAUGACAAGGAAAAAAGAAAACAGAAAAAGACAAGCGAAAAGAUGGUGUAAUAAAAUGGCGAUGAAUUGGGUACUGAGGUAAAAAAAUUAAUCCCCAAGAAGAGAGAGAGAGAAGAGAGAGAGAGAGAAGAAAAGGUGUGCUUUGUGGGUAAUCAAUCGUACAUAUUAGUUCAAUGAGUUUGAGCAGAUAUUCUUGCAUCACACAUAUAUUUUCUCCAUUUUUCGUUUCAUUUCUUACUUCCCCCUUGUUAGGGUUUUGACUCUCCGGAACUUCAAAAUUUCUCCCCCAAUUCUCAUCUAGGGAAGGUUCUUCUUCUGCUACCCUCGUAUGAUUUUGCUUGCACAUUCUCCUUGUUCUGAAUAGCUACUGCUGAAUAUAUGCACAAAAACCGACCUUAGAUGUAAUUCCGGUCUUUCAGAAUAUCUGUCGCAUGUUCUAGAAUCUUCCAGUAUAAAAGUCAACAUUCAAACAAGUUGGUUGUUUUUCAUUCUCGAUCCUAGAUGGACGAUAGUGGGCAUCGAGAAAAUGGGAGGCAUAAACCACCGCAGGGUCAGCAACAGCCGUCGAUGAAACAGAUAAUGGGCUUCAUGGCAGAAAGAGACGCCGCAAUCCAAGAAAGAAACCUAGCCAUCUCCGAAAAGAAAACCGCCUUAGCGGAGAGGGAUAUGAUCCCACGUGGCGUAAAACACAUGCACCACCCUCAGCAACAUCAACAGCAGCAGCAGCAGCACAUACAUCAUCAUCAUCAUCAGUCCCACAUGACAGAAUCUCCCUAUAACAAUAAUAAUAAUAGUAGUAAUAAUAAUAAUAAUACGAGGGAUAAUAUGCAAAUGUCGGAUACAGUACCGAUAUCGCCAGUUGCACCGGAGCCCACAAAAACACGUCGAGCAAAACGUGCGAAGGAAGCAAAACCAGCUGCUACAGCAGCACCAAGAAAGGCAUCGAAGAAUUCGAAAAGGGUAAAACGGGAAGAAGACAACAACCUCAACGACCUUAACAACCUUAACAAGGCAGUGUUUGGAAAGUCCCACGAUAUGGAGCUUGGUGGGCCCAAGCUGGACUGGAAGGAUCAAGAUUUGGGGUUGAACCAGGUGGCGUUCGACGAGUCGACUAUGCCUGUGCCUGUUUGCUCUUGCACGGGGUUUUUGAGGCCGUGCUAUAAGUGGGGUAACGGAGGGUGGCAAUCUUCUUGCUGUACGACUAAUUUAUCAAUGUAUCCACUGCCAGCUGUACCGAAUAAACGGCACGCGAGAGUCGGUGGGAGGAAGAUGAGCGGUAGUGCGUUUAAUAAGCUGAUAAGCCGACUUGCUGCCGAGGGUCAUGAUUUGUCGAACCCUGUUGAUCUUAAGGACCAUUGGGCGAAGCACGGUACAAAUCGCUACAUCACUAUCAAAUAGAAAAAAGAAAAAAAAGAAUACAUCAUUUGAUGCUGUUUGGGUUACUUUGCUGAGGUAAUUAUUGGAAGUUGGUAUGAAUGUAUAAGCUUCAGUUUGGUAAUCAUGCAAAAAAAGUAUGAUGCGUUCUUCCAUUGACAUAUGUGUGACGUGGCACCAUUAGCAGUUUGAAUAAAGGAAUGAGUAAAUGCAAUUUGUGUAGGUAGAUGCCUGAAUUAUUGCAUCUUAUUUGCAUGUAAGUGGAGAUUAAUUAAAUUUUAUUUUAUUGUAUCGAUCUUAAAGCCUUGAAUUGGCAA